CAGCGGAGGAUUCAAACGGAACAUGGCUGCGGGUAAAGAUGUCGAUGAAAACUCCCAAAAUCCACGAGGACCAGUGAGCGGUAUGGUGGCCAAUCAGGAGGAAUCACCGGGGAGCUCCCGAGCUGGCAGACCGCCUGUCAUCUUCAACCCAGACUUUUUUGUUGAGAAACUCCGCCAUGAGAACCCUGACGUUUUCCUGGAGCUGGUGCUGAGCAACAUCACUCGGCUCAUCGACCUUCCUGGCACUGAGUUUGCUCAGCUCCUUGGCGAGGACAGCCCAAAGACGCCAACGGGCGGAAACGGAGGCUUCUUUCGCUCUUUCAACUUCCUCAAACGCAAAGAUAAAGGUGUUGUGUUUGGAAGUCCUUUGACAGAGAGCUGCAUCGCCCAGAUCUACCAGCUCAUCGAGUACCUCAGCAAAAAUCUACAUGUGGAGGGUUUGUUCCGAGUUCCUGGGAACAGUGUCCGCCAGCAGACCCUGAAGGAGCUCCUCAACAGUGGGGCGGACGUCGACCUCGAUUCUGGAGAUUUUCACCCCAACGACGUGGCCACGCUGCUCAAGACGUUCCUGGGAGAGCUGCCCGAGCCUCUGCUCACACACAGACACUUCCACGCACACCUGAAGAUAGCUGAUAUGACUCUGUUUGAUGAACAUGGAAACAAGACUGCGAUCCCUAACAAGGAGCGUCAGAUAGAGGCGCUGCAGCUUCUCUUCCUGCUGUUACCUCAGGCCAACCGCUCUCUCCUCAAACUACUGCUGGACCUGCUCUACCACACGGCCAAGCAACAGGACAAAAACAAGAUGUCAGCCUUCAACCUGGCACUCAUGUUCGCCCCGCACGUCCUCUGGCCAAGACACAUGACAGCUGGCGACCUGAAGGACAAUCUGAAGAAGCUGAAUAACAGCAUGGCCUUCCUCAUCAAACACUCACAGAAACUCUUCAGGGCUCCGGUCUACCUGCGGGAUUACGCCAGAGUUCACUUCACGGGGAAUAAAGCUCUGCACACCAAGGAUGAUCUGGAGCUUCUGGCGGCGAGCAGCUCUCCAUCCCAGAGGAAAGUUCUGCCCCUGAAGAGGACUGCUGUUUUAGGCCCUGGCUCACAGGAGCAGUACCAAUCACCGUCUCAGCAGUACACGGAGGAGGCUCUGAAGGAGCUCUUCAGACACGUCCACCACAACAUGCCCGACUCAGCCAAGAAGAAGAAGCUCGUCAGACAGUUAGUCAAACAGACGACCUCAGGGACGCCGACUAAUGAACACCAGCAGGGACCCCCGGCUCCCAGCAAGAAACAUCCCCGCUCUCGCUCCUUUGGUGGACUAAUCAAGCGUAAAGCCCGUGGUGAGCAGCUGACGGCGGAUGGGCGUGUCAGACACAUCUCCCCAGAUACAGUCACCAGGAUGAGGAGGAAAACGGGCAAAGAGAACGUCGUCCUACAAGCUGUGAACAGUCCUCUCAACGGUCCUGUUUUGGGGAAGGCGGGGCUGGUGGUAAAAAACCCAGACUUUACUUUCCAUAAGGAAAAGUGUCUGAAGAUUUCUAAGCAGGACUCACCCUCCGUCACCAGGACGUAUCUCUCCCCGGCUUAAUAAAAAGCCCCACACCUCCUCCUCCUCUGCUCGGGCAGGACAUGGGCAGUAUUAAUAUUGUUACUCCUCAUUUUUUUUAUAUUUUAGUGAAUUUAUUUAACUGUGACUAAUAUACAGCCACUGCAGUUCUGAGCCAGAAAAGCCAAACUAAAGCCAGGAACACUGAGAGAGUUUCAUAAACUUGUUUUAUGAAAUCUGUUAUUUAUUUGGCUCUUAUGUGCACUAAACUUUGAAGAUGGUAAAGUUUUUAUUCUGUGAAUCAUAGAAAAUUAUUACCACCUCAACAUGUGAUAAGGAUAUAUGUUUUACAGCAGUCCUUAAUGUGUUUUAGUUUGACUUAAAUCAUUUUGAUAUUCAGAUUCACGCUCACUCACCACUUCAUUAGGUACACCUGUUCAGCUCCUCGUUAGCGCAAAUAUCUAUCAGCCAAUCACAUGGCAGCAACUAUUGCAUUAAUGCAUGUGAGGCGUGCAGUCGGCAAAGCUUGGCAGCAGAAGAAUGGAGAAACAUCCCUGUGUCUGAUGAGUCUCAGCAUAAACAGCAUUAAAGCCUGCCAGACCACCAACACACACGAUAAAUCGCCUUCAGUUUGAGCUCCAGCUCAUUAUCCUCACCAUGCCUGCAUGCCUAAAUGUGAUUGGCUGAUUUGUGUUAAUGUGCAGUUGAACACCUGUACCUAAUGAGACGGUUGGUGAAUGUCUGUAGCUGGGUAAUAGCGUGGUUUUUUUAAAGCUUUUUUCCGUCAGAAACCUGUUUUUUUGUCAUCGAUCAGCAGCAGUCAUGAUUGAUCAGAGCCAGUUGGUUUGUCUCUUUUUCAGCUGUAAGACAAUGUUUACAAUUUUACUUUUAAUGCAAUCUUUUAAUUUAAUUUUAUUACCAGGAUGUGGUUGGACUUUACUUAAAAUGCAGCUCUUAAAACAGUUAAGCGUUUGUGUCCACAGCUGUUGUUUUUACGUUGGUAGCGCUCAUUUUUAAUAAAAAGCCAGAGUAGUCUAGUGUUUCAAUGCUCAGCAUCCUGACGCUAAAUAUCCCUCAGUGUCAGCUAUUUUUGUCGCCACGCUCUCAGAUAAAAACAGUUCAACUUGAUGCUGAUCAGUUGCGUCUCCCUCACUGGCCAGUCAAAAUCAAGACAGAGCAGAACUUUAAAUAACGCUGAAAAUCUGUCCUGUGUGUUACAGAGCGAUAUUUCCAUCUGCUGCCUGUGUCAGGAAGCAUUUCUUUCCAUUGUGUUUGUGUUUUCUUGGUCAAUUUUUCAUUGAAAAAAGACAAACUGAUGCACACAGAGCAAUGUAAAAUGAAGUUAUGGAUAUGACCUAGUAGAGCUCCUGAACAGGAAUAGGGAAAAAUUUGGUGCCGUGCAUUUCAAGAAUAAAGAAAAACCUUAUUAAGGCUCAUUCAUGCUCUACGUCUGAAAUGGAUGCAGGUGAACCUUUCUGUCUGAAAGAACUGGAAACAGCUCCGUGACCCACUUAUGGGUCCUGACCCUCUAGUUGAGAACCACUGCCUUAUAUAAUGAACAUGUGAAACUGCACUUCAUCAACAAAGAGAUUCUUGGCUCAUUGACAGUGUGGUUGUCUGAUCUGGUGUUUGUUAUCGUCUUAAGUGUUUAUUCUACCCACUCUUUACAAGGUUCAAGCCGUCGCCAAACAUCAACUUUGUUUUCCACUGAAGGCUAGUGCUAGCUCUAAUCAUGCUAACUCCAGACUCGGCGUGGUCCUGACCUGGAACUUCCUGUUUCACAAGCCAGGACAAAGCCCUGUAAGCUCCGUCACAUAGGCUUUCUUCAAAUGCCCGACCCCUUGGGCCUUCAGUGGCUGUCUGGUCUGGGACAAUACGUUUAUUUAUUAUUAUCCAGGCAUCAGUAGCUGGCGUAAGCUCUUCUGCCAUCCAGCGGCUGGUAGAGCCUGGGUUUGUGUUUUAUUAUGGUGGAGAGGGUUAGUGUUCUAGAAAGAAUACUGUAGUAAAGACACGAAAACUCAUUCGGUGACCCCCUCUUCAAAAAAAGAUCUCCUGCAUGUGAACUUUGGGAAUGACUGGUCUGGUUCACUCAUUCUGAAGUCUGGGUCGAGACCCACAGUUGGAUCCAAGGACAUUUUUUGGGGGUCACCAAGUGAGUUUUUCCGAAUUUCUUUGCUGCCGUAUCUAAUGUGACAUUCAUGUCUGCAGUACACAUGUAGGGGGCGUCACCCUACCACACACAUAAUAAAGCACAAAACAAGACUCUGGAUGGCAGAGGAGCUAAAGUCAGUUAUUAAUGAUGGUCUGAUUAAAAAAAGAACCACGUUUCAGAGCAGACAGAAGGCCUUAGGGGUUGAGCACACUCAGAAAGCCUCUGUGACCCAGGUGACAUGGUCUCCUUCUGCCUUGUUUAACAGAAAUUGUCAGGUCAAGAAGAGAUUGAGUCCUGACUGAAAUUUAACAUUGUCCAAGCUAGCAUCAGCCAUUGGCUCAAAAACCAGCCAGGAUGUUGCAGAAGAAAGGCUGGAUAACAAAUAACGUGUGGGAAAACUAAGCUGUUGAUCGCGAUGGCUUGUGCCUUAUAAAAGAAGAAGUUUGGGAAACCCUGGCCAAGCUAAAGAUUUAACUUUGCUGUCAAAGUGUCAGCUUUUUCCUUGAAAGUGCAUUUCAACUUCAUGCUCCAAAUUUGGACUUUUUUCCUAAUUAUUUCCACUUUAUUCCUGAAGUAGACAGCAUUGUUUUCCCCUCAGCCCUGGCCCUAAUCCUCCUUCCUAGAAAGCAGUCUACUUUUGUAAUCUAAUAACAAUAAAUGCUGGUGAAGAGUGCUCAGAAAUGAACGUUGUGGACACUACCAGGGCAAAAAAACAAAAAAAAACCCAUCUAAGCCCAAAAAUAGUUUUUUAAUCUUAGUUUUGCCUGUUUUUCUCUGUAAAUAGAUGAGAUUGGACUCAGCGGAGUGUUUCUGUGACAGUAACUUCAGUAACUUAAUGUGACAACCAUAUUUUAUUAACAUGUGGGUGAAAUACAAGCUGGACUUCUUUAAAUGACCUCUGAAUAUCAGAGAAAUUAUCAGUAAAUUAUCUAUCAGUAACACUAACUACCUGAGUGGGUGAUGUGCCAUUUAAUGCAUUCAUACACUGUGCACCUAUGUAACGAAGCCUUUAAUCACUUGUCCUCUAGAGGGCGCUAUAGCUUCCUUGUGAACUCGAGGACAAGUAAGAAGUCUUAAAGUGUUUUACGUUUGGCCGUAUAAAAAUUCAGCUGUCAUAUAACAGCUCUUAUUAAUAUAAUAUUAACUUAUUUAUGCACAUAAACAUGAAACAUUGUGGGUUAUAUUUUAGAUUUAACAACAAGAAAAGGUACAAAAAUGACUGCUGUAGCUUAAAUCUGGGAACCAUUUAAAUAUGUGAGUCAGGGCUGAGAUUUGAGUGUUUUGAGGUUUUCUUGGCUUUGGUUUGGCUCUGCUGGAAUCAGAUCUGCUGGUGCCAGUAAACACUUGAAUGUUUUUAUCUACUGUAUCAGUGUCUAUGAGCGCUAGCAUGCUGAGCUAACAGUGACGUAGAGUGUGUGUAAAUGUUGUACAGCCUGUCUGUCCGUGUGUUUCUAUGUUUUUAGACUUACUGGGAGCUGUGGUGCUUGGUACGCUGUGUUUACUGGAUCUUUUUAUGUUUUUGUACAGGAUGAGUGAGCAGGUCACUGUAUGUUUUAAUGCUCCUUUUUAUGCAAACAAGACUUUAUUAAUAAUCCUGUUUUUUCAUACCGUUCAUCAUUAAAUAAUCAGUGCGUUUACAUGCAGUAGAUAAAUUUAGAUUACAGUGCUAUUCCAACAAAAACUGGACCUUUAAAUCCAUGCAAAUGUGUUGUUGGGACUCCCAUUAGAUUCUUUUAGGUUGGGACAAACGUCUAAAAAUGUGGUUGGAGAUCGAUUUACUCCUGGAUGUACUCACAGCCUUAACCACGUAUAGUGGAGUCAGUCAAAUCAGUAAAAAGAUUCUCCUUCAUUGCUGGCAUACUGGGACAGGAACAUUCCAGUUCAGUCUGGUCACUGAGCUACAACCAUAACUCGACUUAACUGUUCAUGUAAACGUACUGAAUGAUUGGGAUCCCCAUUUGUAAAGCUGUUAAAUGUUAUGAUCCUUAAAUGUCUUCACAGAAUUCUGGUUACUUCUUUAAGCCUUUUUAAAUUUUUUUUGUUAUUAUUAUUAUUAUUAUUAUUUUUUAAGUUAAUGAUGGGAAGGUUGGUUUAGUACGUUAAAAGAGGGCAGAAAUUUUAUCAUAGCGAUGGUUUUAAGUGAAGUCUGAAUUGACUGGUUGAAUUGAGCAGUAAUCUGUUACAGUCAUGGGAUGUCUAAGGUGAAGGUGUGUAAAGAAGAGAACCCAUAUAAAGAAGACAUUCGAAUGGUUGAACAUAACUCUGUUAUGGGCUUAACUUAGAAUUAAUGUGAGCAAUCCAAGACUCCUCAAAUAUCUUAAGACGAUAGUAAUGUGAUGAGGUAAUCUGAAGUAGAAGGUAAAACAUUAAAAUGUUUCUGAUAGACAACAGAGUGUGACUGUAGGUCUUCAUAGAAACCAUGUUUAGUCCAAAACUGAUCUUUAAAUGUCAAAACUGUUCUUAUGAUAACCAGGUUACACAUGGAGGACGAUUAGGGCCACUGAAAGAAAAAGUAUCCAAGUAUUCUGACAUUGAACUCAGAAUUCUGACUUUGAUUUCAGAAUUCUGUGAAUUCAGAAUUCUGACUUUCAUCUCAGUGUUCUGAUCUUAAUCUUAGAAUUCUUAUCUUAAUUUCAGUUUUUCCAACUCUGAUCGCAGAAUUCUGACUUUGAUUUUAUAAUUCUUACCUUGAUAUCAAAAUUCUGACCUUAAUCUAUAUUUCCAACCUAAUCUCAGUAUUCUGACUUUGAUCUCAGAAUCGGAAAAAGACGCUAUACUUUGUAAAUUAAAAAAAUCUACUAGCCAUUAAAAAAGAUGGAUAUUAAGUGGCCCUAGUCCUCUUUCUUACUUACAAAAUGUGAUUGUCAUGAUAGCAGAGUUUGAAACUUUGAAACAAUUCUGAUAGAAAAUCAAUCAAACGAUUUCAUUAAAGGGCAACAAAACCAGAAGCCCUGGGCCCCCAGUAUCCUGUUAUCUCUAAGUAUAAAAUGCCAGGUAAAACUUCACUGCACUGUCUAAACUGCACUAAUGUGUUAUGAUGCCAAAACAUUGCCAGUGGAUUUGUGCAGUAUAAACAUUGUGAUGGAGUCUGUUUGGCAGUUUUUGAUGGAUUCACUCUUCUCUGAUGCACCUUUCUCUGAAGAAUGUCUUGUAUAGUAACUUUCUCCAUGGCCUGACUUAACAGAUUCUGCUCAGUUUUGUUAUAAAGUGGGUAAAGAUGCACCAGUAAAUGUCCCAAAAACUUAGCAGUUAGGAGCUCAUGUACUGUCCCAAACUUUACAUCCUGAGUGAAGGAAAAGCAUCCUUCUUUUAUGACUGUACACAAAGUCAGGAGGGAUCCACUGCCCCACUCAGUCGAUCUUCUGCUAGAUUAAAUUUCUUGCUUAAAUGAUGGCAGGUGUCUUGUUCUUACACUUCUUAAAUAUGUUAUUUUUCUUCCACUGGUGUUUGGAGCAUUUCUGGUGCAUCCUGAGUUCUUGAAGGUGUUGUGGAUGUUGUUUUGAGGGGAUAUAUGGAAGUGUAUGAAGCUGUCGACUGAUGAAAAGGGGACCCAAAACCCUUUACUUCCUUUAGUUUAGAGUCUAAUAUCAAGUACUGAAGGUAAUUUCGUUCUGUGGUGGUAAAGGUUUUACUGCUGACUGAAUUUGAAAGAAACAAGCUUUUCACACUAAACUGGGAUCUCUAAGGUUUCUUUUCCUCCCUCACAGUCUCAGCUAAGAUGUUUUAACGGAGAGAAAUUUACACUCUGCUGUUGUAGAAUAAGACUCUGUUUACCCUUGGUAUUAACAUCCAUGCUGGGUACCUGCAGUUUAUCUCUGAUCUGAAUCAUGGACUGAUUAGUUACUUUGUUGUAAAAUUCCCUUAAAUUUAGUCUGUGACCCUGUUUAUAGCACUCAACAGUUCCCGCCCAUACGAAUGGAUGGGGGCAAAUUAGCCACGAGCUAAGACACUCGCAGUGAGUGCCUCUUUAACAGCUUUUCCUCCCCUGUUUUGUUAUUAAAAUGCUUUAAAAUGAAACGGUGAUAAACUAUUUUAUAAACUAACCUUGUGGGGUGAUUAGAUCAGCAUAACUCCUCAGGACAGACAUAAAUAACCCAAGGUCAAUCCAGACAUCUAUGAGAAUGCUGUAUGGGCUGUUACGUGAGUUUUUACUGGGGACAGACUGGUCAUGUGAAGUAUGAACGAUGGUACUAGUCGACCAGUUAACCAUGUGUCUGAUUACCUGGCAUGAAUGUUGAUGUUGAAUGUAGACAGAGCUAGAACUGCCUUUUGAAUGGGAGAAAUACUCAGAGACAUCAUGAGAUGUAAACUAUUUUUUUUUAUGCAGCAGUUUUUCUGUUGGCUGUGAAACCGUCUUAAUUUUAAAACACAGUCUGUUUCGUUUGUGUACAUGUUUGUGUUUUAGCAUUAAUAUGAAACACUGUUACUGAUAUCUACUCCAACAUGGUCACUCAUCAGUUCCUCUCCACACUCAGAGCACUUCCUCUACAGAUGAAAUCAUGAAUUUUAAACCCCUUUUAAUGUUUUCCUUUAAAUAAUUAGUUGCACUAGUUGAUGGGAGAAACGUCACAUGUUCACUGAGUUUGUGUUUUAAAGGGGGGAGACUGUUUUUCUUUGCUAGCACGGCUUCUGUUCGGCUCAUGAUGAACCCGUCUGUGAAUGUUUAAGCGUGUGGUUCAGUCUGUGGUAACCUGUCUGUUUGUAUUCUAGUGUAAAAUAAGUUAACCCUGUACAGUUGAUUUCAUUCAUCGCUGA
Molecule: messenger RNA, 8453 nt
Organism: Cheilinus undulatus (humphead wrasse)
Lineage: Eukaryota; Metazoa; Chordata; Actinopteri; Labriformes; Labridae
Gene: arhgap19
Product: Rho GTPase activating protein 19
Exons: 12
Coding region: 23-1588 (521 amino acids)
Biological process (GO): signal transduction; regulation of small GTPase mediated signal transduction
Cellular component (GO): cytoplasm
Molecular function (GO): GTPase activator activity
Source: RefSeq, a predicted model, not a curated record